Messenger RNA from Colias croceus (clouded yellow), 802 nucleotides. It is a transcript of the gene Vps25, whose product is annotated as vacuolar protein-sorting-associated protein 25. Lineage: Eukaryota; Metazoa; Arthropoda; Insecta; Lepidoptera; Pieridae. The coding region runs from base 183 to 710 and encodes 175 amino acids. Gene Ontology annotation, cellular component: ESCRT II complex. The record is from RefSeq and is a predicted model, not a curated record. Gene Ontology annotation, biological process: protein transport to vacuole involved in ubiquitin-dependent protein catabolic process via the multivesicular body sorting pathway. Gene Ontology annotation, molecular function: protein homodimerization activity; structural molecule activity. The transcript has 3 exons.
AUUAGAAUCUGUCAGUUGUCAAAACUCAAAGUUGAAUCAUAAUUCAUAUUUGUUUUUUUGGUAAAUUUAACAAAUCCUAAAAAUAUUAUUUUAAAGCAUUCUUCACUACCUUUUUAUUGAAGUUUCAAACAAGUUUCUCAUUAACUUUGGAACAUUCGACAGAAAACAUUAUUGAUUUAAAUAUGGCAGAAGUGUCCUGGCCAUGGCAAUAUAGCUUUCCUCCUUUUUUUACGAUCCAACCACACUCCGAAACACGUCAAAAGCAACUAGCCGCAUGGGAGGAACUUAUUGCACAGUAUUUAAAGGUCACAAAGCAAUAUUUAAUAGAUAUCAGAGAGGCUCUAAACACACCACUGUUUAACAAUGCUGCGAUUAACAGACGAUUAUCACAAGACGCUAUAUUAACAAUAUUAGAAGACAUGGCAAGGUGUGGGAAAGCUGCGCCUAUAGAUAAGACCAAGAAUGUAUGGGAAGUGUAUUGGCAUUCGUUGGAUGAGUGGGGCAAUAUGGUAUAUAACUGGGUCAGUGCUAACGGCUUGAAUAACUCUGUGUGUACGCUCUUUGAGUUGAGAGAAGGCGAAAAUACGGAGGGAGAAGAGUUCCACGGACUGGAUAUAAAUAUUUUAAUAAAGGCACUAAAAACUCUAGAGGUGAAAGGCAAAUGUGAACUAAUGGAAUUUGAUGACAACCAAGGUGUGAAGUUCUUCUGAAUCUGAUGUCAAUUGUGAUACUCUAUCAUUAUGUUGCAUUUUUGUUAAGUUGUACACAUUUAUAUUCUAAUUAUAUGGUCCUAUUAAUAUGA